CUAUCAGUGAAGAUGUAAGGUAUUGCGCAUCACACGAGAGACCAGGAAAUUCCUCACUCACAUCAGGAAAGCCCCUACAUUGUCAGCACUCUGCUACAUCCUGGACACUGACUCCGGCAGCCCCAGGAAGAGGUGACUCACAGUCAUCGCCAGAUCCCCUGUGGACUAUGCAGCUAUAUUCUAGCCGAUGUAUGUGUUAUUUAGACAAGUACAGUAACUCCCAGCUUGCAGUGGAGGUGUAGAAUCAGCUCGGUCUAUAUAUACCUAGUGUAGAUAGAUGCUGGCCUUCCUUAUCACUCCCUGUAGUCAGAGGAACGGAUUCCUUCAUGUGAGUAACUGGAUGCUCUGUGUGUCGUGUUGUGGCUUGAGGAUCUCCUGGUUACGGAGGCAGGCAUCAGUGUACUCUGACUGGCUCAGAUGAUGUGGACUGUGAGAGGGAGGAGCCCUCUGCACCCCUCAGCUCGUGAGUGUCGGCCAGCUGCAGUCCGCCACCGCCCUCAUCGCCCCCCCACCACCUACUAAUUAAUUAUGGGUGCCACAACAAGCAAGAGAAGGAAAAACAAGAAAAGAAGGAAAGAAGACGAUGACAUUGACCUUGACACAUCACCUUAUCAGGACCUUGAACGUCUGAGGACAUUGUCAAAAACCCGACUGAACAGACUAUCGGCUGAAAUGGACCGCCUGUCAGUCCCCACAAGCCAGUAUUACUCCAGCGAUUCCCUGCUCAUCCAGGACACACAGAGAAGCACCAUGUCUCUGAACAGGAAUCUCAUUGGACAUCCGACAUAUCAUGUGAAGGGGUCAUUCAGUGCCGAUAACCUAAUUCUGGAUGACCAUCCUGUCCUUACGAAACUUCAAAACGAACAGAACGCUCGACUCGAGCACAUGGAACAGAGGAUCACGAAGAUCCGUACAAACGCCAUGCAGGCAGCUGAACGGAGAAAGUAUGCUCACAUGUUCCGUGCAAAGUCGGACGACUCAAGAACUGCUAAGCUUCUUAAAGAGGCAAGUGAGGCGCUUGAGGCAUUAAAACGUGAGAAGAAAUCUCAAACAACUCUCAGUGAGGAGAAUGACAAAGGGGAGAUAAUCCCUGUCAGAAUUUUGUGUGAAGAGCAGCAGAGGGAAAAGGAAGACUCCAAACAAACAGCGAAAGCAUCAAAAAAGGAAGAACUGUGGCCGGCUCAACUACAAGCCUUGAACUUUGGUGAACCGGUCACAUGGCUUCUGCUUCCAUUUCUUCUUCCCCUUCUGCUCGUCAUCUACCUCAUCAGAUCAGUGGGUAACCAUGGCAACGGCAGACAAAAGAAGAGACAAUGACAACUACUUAAGAUCAAGACUUUGUGCCUUAAGUCAACCUUAAGACAACUCAACUCUCACCAUGCACACGGCUAAGUUCUGUUCUUCUCAAACAUGGAAUUGAUACAUUCACAGCUGUCGACGUAAAAACCUUCCUAAAAUAUUUCGAAGAUGGUGGAAAAUGGAUAUGCCAAGUUUUUAGUUCUUUUGGAGACAAACCUUAUAUGAUUCACAGCUCUGCAGCCCUGGUGCGUCAUUACAUCGAGGUGGUUGUGUUUAGUCAUAUCUUCACAGACAACACAUCACCAUGGAUUCCAUGCCAACAAUGUAGAACCACACUCAGUUCUUCCAAAGCAAGAAGCAUCCAAACAGGUGCUGUACAACCCAAGGAUAAGCUUCUCAAAGGAAGGAAUAUAUUGAACAAGUUGAAGGAAUAUAGUAUUCAAGCAGAUUGCGUUCAUCAAUGCUGAAUACUUGGAUAUAUAGUCUGUGAUUCAGCACCUUCUGUGUCAAAAUAUCACAUGGUGACAUGAAAGUCUUCAUACUGAUGAAAAAAAUUGUCAACAAAUUUAGAUUUAAUUGGCAAAAUUUUGAAUUUUCAUUUUUUUAAUUUCAGCAUGCUUCUACCUUUCGUUUGAUCACACUAUCACCGAUUUAAAAAAGAAUAAAUAAUUCUUGUCCGUUUGUAGCAUCCGACUACUUAAGGUCACAUGACACGGCAUGAAGGCUAUACUUAUACUGGGAAGUGCUAUCAGUUGAUAUGAACCAAGGAUGAAGAGAGAUCACCACGGACAUCUUGGAAGACAGACUGAAAAAGAAGUGUUAUUCGAGACAAAACCAUCGUGAUAUGAAUGUCUUCACAGUUCAUGGAUAUGAUGUGUGAUGAAGAGUGUGCAUGAGAGUGGAAGUAGGGAACUACCAGACACCCUGCUACUCUGCCGAUUGUUGUAAUGAAUGAAGGGAUGACGACUGUCAGAAUAUAUCACCAGACAUUGAUAUUCAAAAUACUUCUUAAGGUAAACAAUUCCAGGUUAAAAUGUCAAUUUUGUUUGACACAUUGGUAUAGCAGUGUCGAGGUGGACGAGGUCCCUAAGGUUUGUUGGUAUUGUAUAUGACUCUAAGGACACACUAAAUGUGAUCUUCCUGAGGCAAGCGUGUCCACUAGCUCAUAUCAAAGCCUAGUUUCUACCCUUGCCACAUCAAGGCCACUCGGCUCGACCCUGGCGCCACCUCGCGUAUAUCACGAGAUGUGUCCCUUGUAAUGAAAAUGCGAUAUCCAAUUAGAUCGCUGUUCUUACCUCGUAUUGCUUCACAAACAUGGCGACUACCGUAGGUGACGACCUCAUCGAUCAGAUAACGAAAACAUUCAUGAAACGUCUGAUUGGACUAUCGAUAUGUGCGAUAGUCCAAUCAUAUUUAGCACAGGAAAGUGUUCUUGAUGUGGCAAGAUUGGAAACAGGACUUUGAUAAAAAGGCUAGUGGAUGCUCUUGUCUCGGGAAGAUGACUAAAUGUCUACUUUAAAAAUUAAAGUUACGACAAUAAUCCUGACAUUCGUGCUAAGCUUCAGUCACUGUAAAGGACCUGUGUUUACAUGGUGAAGAAAAGAGAGGUUUCCUUUCCUUUCAUGUCUUCUUUUAUAAGGCUUAAGAAAACAAAAGAAUUGGUUCUCAGGCAAUGAUUUUUGAAAAUAUAGUGCGGGCGGGC
Messenger RNA from Haliotis rufescens (red abalone), 3001 nucleotides. RefSeq lists its product as uncharacterized. The coding region runs from base 529 to 1317 and encodes 262 amino acids. The transcript is spliced from 4 exons. The record is from RefSeq and is a predicted model, not a curated record. Lineage: Eukaryota; Metazoa; Mollusca; Gastropoda; Lepetellida; Haliotidae.